AUGGAAGAGGCACUGAGGCAGUCACUGGAAAUAAUGGAUAAAGCACAAGCAGAGCUUGCAAAAGUCACUGGAAAAGGAAAAUCGAUAGAAGUUGAUGUUUCCCGAUUGUCUUACUUAGAGUGCAUUAUUAAAGAAACCCUAAAAAUGCAGCCACCGGUUCCUUCCUUAGUUCCGCGCAAAGUGGAACAAGAUGUUGAAGUGUGUGGUUAUAUCGUCCCCAAGGACUCACAAGUACUAGUUAACGGGUGGGUGAUUGGCCGAGACUCAACAUUUUGGGAUGACCCUUUAGUAUUUAAACCUGAGAGGUUUUGGAAUUUGAAUUUGGACAUGCGAGGACAAGAUUUUGAAUUGAUUCCAUUUGGUUUUGAACGAAAAAUAUGCCCCGGAUUGCAACUAACAAUGAGAAUGGUUCCAGUAAUGUUGGGGUCGUCGUUGAAUUCCUUCAACUGGAAACUCGAGGCAGGAAUUUGGCCGAAUGAUUUAGACAUGGAGGAGAAGUUUGAUGUCACCUUAGGCAAGAACCAUCCUUUGCGAGCUAUCCCAUCUCAUAGUUGA
Lycium barbarum (goji berry) is the source of this 555-nucleotide messenger RNA. Its product is annotated as geraniol 8-hydroxylase-like. NCBI's taxonomy places the organism in Eukaryota, Viridiplantae, Streptophyta, Magnoliopsida, Solanales, Solanaceae. The transcript has a single exon. The record is from RefSeq and is a predicted model, not a curated record. Gene Ontology annotation, molecular function: monooxygenase activity; iron ion binding; heme binding. Bases 1 to 555 code for a protein of 184 amino acids.